AUGCGUACCUCAAUCGUUGUCGCUCUUUCUAGCCUGAGCCUUACCGUUAUGGGCUGCAGCACAGUGACCAAGGUCACCCAUACCUUUUAUGGAUACCCAGAUAACGACCCAGCAGGCCCAGCGACUGCUUACGAUUGUGGCCGUGGCUUCAAGGCUGGUGGCACCGGCACCUAUACCGAUCCAUUGACUUUUGCCUCUGCGCCUGGCGAGUUCACCCAGUGCGAGGUCAUCUACGACCCAUAUCUGCGCAAGUACCUGCGCUUCGAAGAUUACUGCGCCCAGUGCACCACCGACUGGAAGGCGAACCCAAAGAUCAACCAUAUCGACGUAUGGACUGGCAGCACUACAGUCAAUGGCGGUCAAAACCAGAUACAAUGUGAAAACGAUCUUACGCCAGCAGAUCGGAGCCAGACCAUUGUUCGCCAACCAUCCGCUAAUCUUCCCGUUGACAAAACCGCCCUUUAUGUCAAGGGUGCAAGCCCCGCUUGCAGAACAAGCCAUAUAUAUAACAGUUACAACAUUCGCGAUUACUGCUAG
This is a messenger RNA of Bipolaris oryzae ATCC 44560, 537 nucleotides long. RefSeq lists its product as uncharacterized. NCBI's taxonomy places the organism in Eukaryota, Fungi, Ascomycota, Dothideomycetes, Pleosporales, Pleosporaceae. The coding region runs from base 1 to 537 and encodes 178 amino acids. The record is from RefSeq and is a predicted model, not a curated record. The transcript is spliced from 3 exons.